Cannabis sativa is the source of this 489-nucleotide messenger RNA. RefSeq lists its product as uncharacterized. The coding region runs from base 1 to 489 and encodes 162 amino acids. The record is from RefSeq and is a predicted model, not a curated record. Lineage: Eukaryota; Viridiplantae; Streptophyta; Magnoliopsida; Rosales; Cannabaceae. The transcript has 4 exons.
AUGGCUUCCUAUGAACUAUUAUAUGGAAGAAAGUGUAGAUCUUCCAUUGACUGGGAUCAGACAGGGGAGAGAAAAUAUCUUGGUCCGGAAUCAGUACAACAGACUUAUGAAGCAAUUGAGAAGAUUAAAGCCAAAAUGCUUGCUUCUCAGAGCAGGCAAAAGAGUUCUGCAAACCCGAAACGCAGAGAUGUAGAAUUUCAAGUAGGGGAUCAUGUGUUCCUACGGGUGUCUCCCAUGAAGGGGAUUAAGCAUUUCGGGAAAAGAGACCCUGCUCAUGUACUUAGCUAUGAAAAUCUUGAGCUGCAACCAGACAUGUCUUAUGAAGAACAACCAAUUCAGAUCUUGACAGAAAGGAUAAGGUCUGGAAAGUUUGGUUGGGGAAAAUCAGCUUACUGGUUUUACAAUUCUUGUAAAAUCGGCUACCCGAAUUUGGCAGCAGGGAAACUCGAAAAUUUAGCUUGUCGUUUCGCGUCAGUUUCAGGUUUCUAG